Molecule: messenger RNA, 558 nt
Organism: Chaetomium globosum CBS 148.51
Lineage: Eukaryota; Fungi; Ascomycota; Sordariomycetes; Sordariales; Chaetomiaceae
Exons: 2
Coding region: 1-558 (185 amino acids)
Source: RefSeq, a predicted model, not a curated record
AUGCGCACGCUACAAAAGAUCACUUACGCACUCCCCCGGGCAACCGCCCCCUCCAACCCAGGCCUCUUCGGCACCGACUGGUCCUCGCACUUCACCCGCCCCGACGACCCGCAGCACCGCGACCACCACACGCGCGCCUCCUCCAACAGCACGCAGAUCUACCACGGCCAGGCCCGCCCCUCCCACCGCCGCGGCAUCCACUCCGUGGGCCAGGACCGCGUCACCACCACCCCGACUCCCCCAGGCCACAUCGCUCCCAACCCCAGCCCCUACCCCAAUUCUGGUCCCGCCACGGGCGCCGGCACGGGCGUGUUCGUGUCGGCGCAGAUGUUCGGCACCGAGGUCAAGGGCAACCCAACCGAGAGCGAGGCGGACGUGGCAGCCGAUCGGUCGGACUUGGACCCCCUGCCGCCGGGCCUGCACCAUACGAUCCGGUUGGGGGCGGGGGACGCGGCGCCGCUGCCGACGGAGAGCGAGGCGGAUGUGGUGGCCGAUCGGGGGGCGGCAGAUGCGGAUGCGGAGCCGUUAUGGGCGGGGGAGAAGAAGAGGGUGCGUUGA